AUGAGCUUAACCAAGAAAGCACCCCAGUCAACUGAUCCAAAGCUAAGCGCCACUGUCAAACCAACAACUUUAAACCCUCAUGCUGCUGAGUUUGUUCCGUUUACUCUACGAUCUCCUUCAUCCGGAGGAGGUUCAGCCGCUUUUGAUGUCAAUUCAAGGCUUUUAGCUUCCUCUAGUUCUGUAGGGAAGGCUGUCCUCGACCGAUCAGAAUCAUCUGCAUCACAUCACUCAGAUGAAGAAGCACGCCAGUUCUGGAGUCACCAACUUCCUGAUGAUAUAACCCCAGACUUCAAGUUAAUGACUCAAGAUGACAAUUCGUAUCGACCUGGGAGCCUUUCACUAGCUAGCUUGUCCUUGUAUGACGCUAAUGAAGCUGAAAACUUUCCUUCUCCUAGUGGAGGAUAUGGAUUUUCAGACCAACCUGGAUUAGCUUCACACAACGCUAAUGGUAGUAGCUUGUCUGACAAGGUUAGAUAUCCCAUUUCUUCAUUCGGGGAAGAUCCUCAACGACCCAGUUUCAUGCAUCUGAGUCCAAAGCCUUGGGACAAGCAAAUCAUGAACACCGAGCAGCUUCUUGGUAAUGGCAGGGAAGGAAACCCUUUCAGUGGGAACUCUCGACAUGGGUUCAUUAACGACAUGAUCACUGAUAGUCCCAAUAUAGGGGAAACUGAGGUGAACCCUGUGGAAUUUCUUGCUUCUCAGUUCCCUGGUUUUGCUGCUGAAAGUCUAGCAGAAGUGUAUUUUGCUAAUGGGUGUGAUUUGCACUUGACAGUUGAGAUGCUUACUCAGCUUGAGCUACAAGUGGAUGGUGGCAUGAAUCAGAACAUAAGCCCUAAGACUUUUGCUGCUCCUAAUCUAACUCCCAUGGAUUUUCCUGCCCUUAGCAUCUCAAAUAGCCAGGGUAUUCCUGCCCAGUUUGGUGGGGAUGACUUGCAACAAACUGGAAAUCAUUACCAAUCUGCUGAAAAGGAUAACAUGUUUUUCUUCAAGUCGGGCCCAUCAGUUGGUUCAGUUGAUUAUGUUUCUGCUGUCAGGAAGUUAGCAUCCCAGGAUUCUGGUAUGUGGAAAUAUGAACGAAAUGACUCAGCCGACUCAUCUAUUGGCUCAAGCAGAAAUUCUCAUCCUUCAGCUGGUGCUUACAAAAGUGGGCGUGGGAGGAGUGUUUAUUCUGAUAAGCUGCAAAGUCGCGCCCCAAAUCGACCUGCUCCUGCCUGGGUGGAGACCGGGGAUGCAGUUGGGAAUAUGUACUCUGAGUCACGCGAGGAAGCACGCGACUACGCCCGUCUGCGGAAUGUAUACUUUGAACAGGCACGCCAAGCAUACCUUGUUGGUAAUAAGGCCUUAGCUAAAGAGCUAAGUGUGAAGGGACAGUUGCAUAACAUGCAGAUGAAGGCUGCUCAUGGGAAAGCUCAAGAAGCCAUAUACCGUCAGAGGAACCCGGUGGGUAGAGGGAGUGAGAGAAUGAUAGACCUGCAUGGGUUACACGUGAGUGAAGCAGUUCAGGUGUUGAAGCACGAACUAAGCGUGUUGAGGAGCACAGCUCGAGCAGCACAAGAGAGGCUUCAGGUUUACAUAUGUGUAGGAACUGGGCAUCACACAAGAGGUUCCCGGACUCCGGCUAGACUCCCAGUUGCCAUACAGCGUUACCUACUCGAAGAAGAAGGCCUUGACUAUUCUGAGCCUCAGGCCGGUCUCCUUAGAGUCAUCAUAUACUGA
This is a messenger RNA of Arabis nemorensis, 1716 nucleotides long. Lineage: Eukaryota; Viridiplantae; Streptophyta; Magnoliopsida; Brassicales; Brassicaceae. The record is from the annotation of a GenBank genome assembly.